Molecule: messenger RNA, 2611 nt
Organism: Salarias fasciatus (jewelled blenny)
Lineage: Eukaryota; Metazoa; Chordata; Actinopteri; Blenniiformes; Blenniidae
Gene: dnase1l4.1
Product: deoxyribonuclease 1 like 4, tandem duplicate 1
Exons: 12
Coding region: 306-1274 (322 amino acids)
Biological process (GO): DNA catabolic process
Cellular component (GO): nucleus
Molecular function (GO): deoxyribonuclease I activity; DNA binding
Source: RefSeq, a predicted model, not a curated record
UUGUUGCUCGGCAGCAGACGCACUUCCUGUCUGUCUCACACGUAAACGCUGCUUUACCAGAAUAUUCUUUCACUCUCGGGACCUGAGGGACGGAUGAAAGCAGCUUCAACUGACUCCUGGCUCCUGUUCCCAACAGAAAGGAAUCCUGACUGUGAGGGAGCUCUUCUGGUCUGAGGUCGUCUCAGCAGCAGGUCCUCCUCCUCCUCCUCCUCCUCCUCCUGCAGCACUUUUACAGAAAGAAUAAAGGAAGAGUUUCUGCACAGUGAAGAGAAUUUCACUGAUCGGCCCUCCAGCGUUCAGGAAUCAUGAAGGUGGCGUCGUUCAACAUCCAGAAGUUUGGAAGGAGCAAAGUGUCGGAUCCAGAAGUCCUCAAGAUCCUGAUCAAGAUCGUGUCUCGGUAUGAUAUCAUCGUGAUCCUGGAGGUGGUGGACGCCAGCGGAGAGUCGGUCAAAACCUUCAUGGAAGCUCUCAACCACGCCAACAGGAGGCAUCACUACACCCUGAAGAUCAGCACUCGGCUGGGACGCACGCGCUACAAGGAGCAGUUCAUGUUCCUGUACAGGGACGACCUGGUGGACUUGGUGGGCAGCUAUCAGUUUGACGAUGAGAAGACUGGAGAAGGAGACGUUUUUGCCAGAGACCCCUACAUCCUGAGGUUCCGGUGCCUCAACACAGUGCUGAAAGACCUGGUCCUGAUCCCGGUUCACACCAAGCCGGAGGACUCAGACAAGGAGCUGGACGAGCUCUACGACCUCUUCCAGCACGUGAAGAGGAAGUGGAGGACUGACAACAUCAUGAUCCUGGGCGACUUCAACGCCGACGGCUCCUACGUGUCCAAGAAAGACAUGAAGACCAUCCGGAUCCGCAGCGACCACAACUUCCACUGGCUGAUCGGGGACGACGUGGACACGACGGCGAGCACCGGGAACAACCACUCCUACGACAGGAUCGUGAUCUACGGAGACGACAUGCUCCAGGCGGUGGUGCCUCAGUCCGCCAAACCCUUCAACUUCCAGACGGCGUACAGGCUGAGUGAAGAGCAGGCUCUCAGAGUGAGCGACCACUAUCCCGUGGAGGUGGAGCUGAAGUCCCUGACGGAGGCCCCGGACGAUGGAGACGGACCUGCAGACUGGGAGCCGCCGCGGUCCCAGAGGCUGGUGGUCGUCGGCGAGGAUCUGCUGGAGAUGAAGAAGGAGAACCUGCUCCUGGAGAGGGAGAAGCUCAGCCUGGAGAUCCAGAUCCUGCGCCUCAAGAUGGCGAAGAUGAAGCCCUGAGACGAGGUUUCAUGAAACCUCUGGCAGGACACUGAGCUCCGUUUACACCCAGAACCUCCCUGACCCGACCCAACCGGAGCAGUUCUGGUUCUGGUUCGAUUAUACCUCAUCCUGAAACCCUCAACCCCGUUUACACCAUGACUUCUUCACGUGGAAACGCAAAAAUUCCGUUGCAUUUUGGAUUGUUUUUAUACGACGAUGGUGCUAGGAGCCACUGGAGACACAACUUUUUGAAAAAUGGCCCCCGAGGUGUAACCAAGGGGGAAAAAGGCAGCAGUUGAGCACAUGCUCAGUAGACGGACAAGAAGUAUAUUUUCCUACAGAAUGUCAUAACUCCCAGUCCAGGUCCUCCUGAUCCUGGUUCCAGUCCAGGUGCUCCUGAUCCUGGUUCCAGUCCAGGUCCUCCUGAUCCUGGUUCCAGUCCAGGUUCUCCUGGUAGUUUCAGAGUUGACCGUCACCUUAACAACAAUCUAACUUGGUGUUCUGUUCUUGAGAAAAUCCUCUUACUCCUGAAUGUUUCUCGCUGUUCCUCUCUGCUUGCAUGAGUUUGGCUUUAUUGCAAAUCCAACCAGCAGCACCCACUAGUGGCCCAACAUGCUAACUACACAUGGUUCAUUCUUUCCACUUGAAAAGUUGUCUUGUUCAUGAGGUCUUAAACUGCUGCUUAUAUGUUCAGAUAUUCAAAAAGACUGUUCACUGAAUGACUGCAUAGUGACUGCUCUAGUUUUCACAUUCUGAAAUAAGUUAUCACAAAUGGUUCAUUUUUCAAAGUUUUGGUCUUUAAAGUUCAAUCUGAGUAACCACCAGCCUUCACGCUGGACCUGUUUUUUACAGACGGACACACUUGACAGAUGUUUGUAAAUUCAGCCAACCGGCAGAUUAACACUCUUGCAAUAAAGGUGGAAGUUACACAACCGAUGGUUUUGUUGAGCAGGAUUAUAUUCAACACAUUUGAACCACUUAAUCUCAAGUGAUUUUCAAAACAUAAUCUAGAUUACCUUGUAAAAACUGUGUUCCCAUGUUAAACUAACCACACUUCUUGUCGUUUCUCUUGACAUUGUGAAACCUAAACUAAGAGUUCGUGAAAUUUAAAAUGAGGACUGAAAAAGAAACUCAAAUUUGUUUCAGAUUUUUAAAAAAAAAAUUGAGAUGACUUUGUUCAGCUUCACAUGCUCUGGCAGUUUCCAUUGUAUUUAAAAAGCUUAUUCUGAUUAUAAAUAUUCAAAAAUAGACAAAGCAAAAAGUAACCGAGUUCUAAGAUAUCCCUCCGCUGGAGGUGAAGACCGAACCCAAAGUGCCACCUGGGGGAAACAUUAAAAAAAAAAAAAAAAAAAAAA